Messenger RNA from Drosophila takahashii, 842 nucleotides. RefSeq names its product serine protease SP24D. NCBI's taxonomy places the organism in Eukaryota, Metazoa, Arthropoda, Insecta, Diptera, Drosophilidae. Gene Ontology annotation, biological process: proteolysis. The record is from RefSeq and is a predicted model, not a curated record. Gene Ontology annotation, molecular function: serine-type endopeptidase activity.
GCCCAUCAAAAGUCAAACAAACGGAGCGCCAUGAAGCUGACCAUCGUUACCAUUGGACUAAUCCUCGUGGCCGGAGCUUUGGCCCAACCCCAGGGAAGGAUCGCUGGAGGCGAGGACGCCGUCAACGGCCAGCUGCCCUACCAGGCGGCCCUCUCCGUCGGCGGCAGCUUCAACUGCGGCGCCGUCAUCAUCGGCCAGCGGUACGCCCUCACCGCCCUCACCUGCGUCUGUUCCGAGGGCAAGGACACCCCAUGGCCAGCUGUUCUGUUCGCCGUGACCGUGGGCUCGGUGGAUCUCUACUCCGGUGGCAAGCAGAUUCGCGUGGAGGAUAUCACCCUGAAUCCGAACUACAGCUCCCUGAAGACCGGCAUUGCGCUGCUCCGCCUGCAGGAGGACAUUCCGUUCGGUGAGAAUGUGGCCGCCAUUCCGCUGUCCGCGGUGGUUCCACCCCUGGGCGCCCAGUUGGAGGUUUCUGGCUGGGGUCGCACCACCGCCACCGAGGUGAACAUGCACCGCACCCUGCAGAUUGGCGAGGCCCAGGUGGAGGCACCGCGCGAAUGCAUCCUGGCGAUGGCCUCCCAGGGGGAGGAGCUGGCGGCGGCGGAGGAGCAGGACGACCAGGUGCUAUGCCUGGGCCAUGGACGCAGGCAGGGCAUCUGCAGCGGCGACAUCGGCGGACCGGCCGUCUACCAGGGUCAGCUGGUGGGCCUGGGCGCCCAGAUCCUCGGCGAGUGCGGCGGCAUGCUGCCCGAGCGAUUCGUCAGCAUCGCGGCCAACUACGAUUGGAUCCAGCAGCAGUUGCAAUAAACGCAUAUCGAUAAUAGAGGAGCGAUAAAUCAUCA